AUGACACCAUUGCAUAAGGCAUGCGAUGAAGGUCAUUUCGGGGUUGUCAAGUUGCUACUAGAGAGGGGUGCUGACAUUAACGCCAAUAACCAAUGUGGAGACACACCGUUGUACUAUGGAUGCCACAAGGGUCAUUUAGAGGUUGUCAAGUUGCUACUGAAGAAAGGUGCUGAAAUUGAUACCAUAAACGAUGAUGGAAACACACCAUUGCAUUUUGCAUGCUACGAUGGCCAUUUAGAGGUUGUCAAAUUGCUACUGAGGAAGGGUGCUGAAAUUGAUGCCCAAGACAGUGGUGGAAACACCCCUUUGCAUACGGCAUGCGAAGGAGGUCAUUUAGAGAUGGUCAAGUUGCUACUCGAGAAGGUCGCUGACAUCAAUGUCCAAGACAGAUAUGGUGGGAAAACACCAUUGCACUAUGCAUGCGAUGAAAGUCAUUUAGAGAUAGUGAAGUUGCUAAUCGAGAACGGUGCUGACAUUGAUGCAACGAACGAUGAUGGAAGAAAGACAUCAUUGUACAAGGCGCGCGACGAGUGUCGAUUGGAGGUAGUUAAUUUGCUACUUGAUAAGGGUGCUGACGUGAAUGCCACAGACGCUGAAGGAAACACAUCAUUGCAUAUGGCAUGCCAUGAGGGAAAUUUGAGGCUAAUCAAAUGGCUCGUCAAUAAUGGUGCUGACAUCAAUGCCAAAAGAAGAUGUGGAGAGACACCAUUGCUCUGGGCAUGUGGGAAGGGUCAUUGGGAGUUAGUCAAGUUUCUAGUCGAAAAGGGUGCUGAUGCUCAUGCCGAAGCCACAGCUGGAAUGACGCCAUUUGGAAUGAUAUGUUGCAAGGAUGAUUUGGGCCUGGUCAUGUUGCUAGUCCGAAGGUCUUGUUGUGAUGGUCAUUUGGAGGUGAUCAAGAAGUUGCUUGUCUAG
Cylindrotheca closterium is the source of this 912-nucleotide messenger RNA. The record is from the annotation of a GenBank genome assembly. Lineage: Eukaryota; Bacillariophyta; Bacillariophyceae; Bacillariales; Bacillariaceae.